This is a messenger RNA of Trematosphaeria pertusa, 1805 nucleotides long. Its product is annotated as cytochrome P450. The coding region runs from base 160 to 1620 and encodes 486 amino acids. NCBI's taxonomy places the organism in Eukaryota, Fungi, Ascomycota, Dothideomycetes, Pleosporales, Trematosphaeriaceae. The record is from RefSeq and is a predicted model, not a curated record. Gene Ontology annotation, molecular function: iron ion binding; monooxygenase activity; heme binding. The transcript is spliced from 9 exons.
GUCCUUGUGCUUCCCACUUGUUUCUUCUUGCCUUAGUGGGACCCCCGUCGUCGCAGGACCGACACGUUUUUUCUUCUCCAAACCCUUGGGACAGAAGAGAACGGGUAGUUCUGGAUCUUGAUUUAAUCCCUCGAGUCCCGUCCACCUGGUCAGCGAAAGAUGGAUGCAGAGACGCUGUACACCCUGGCCUUUUGGACUGCAAGCGUGCUGUAUGUCGUGAAUAGUCUUGGGAUCGACUCUUACGUCUUCAACGGGUCCCCGUACGCAAAGUUCGGGAAAUUUCUGUCGAGCGUCGGGAUUGUCAUCAACGAUUUUAAAUCGGCAAGAUACUACAAGCCAUGGAACACGACCAAGCCGAUCAUCGUGUCCACCAAGAAGCAGAUCUCGGAGCUUAGCGAAGCCUACACGGUGUUGUCACAGCGGGCUGUGUACGCUGAUAUGUUCGGCUUUAAGCACACACUGAACAACUUCAACCAUAACGAGGUUACCCUCCAAAAGUCCCGCCUUUUCGGUCGCCUCAUCCAGGUCAAUGGGGUUAGUAACUUGCCUAAGAUAUAUCCAUAUCUGGCCAACAGGGUGGAUGAGAGCAUAGCGGAAAUGGUGAACCUCGGCAAGGUGGAUGAAAGAGGGAUCUCGUUACCGGUAGCGCAGACGGUCCGGACUAUCGCGUCGAGGGCCAUGUGCGUCUUGUUCUUCGGUGAAAAGCUCUCUCAUGAUCAGGUCUUCGCUGACGCCCUGUUGCGUCAUCCGAAGGAGAUGGUCUCUUGCAUGGCAGCCUUCCAGGUGACGCCUUCUUUUCUCUCUCCGAUUAUCCAUAGUAUCUUGACCAAGCGAGGCGAAGCACAGGACAUCAUUUUGAAGCGUCUGGCGGACAUAAUGGGAUCCGGCCGUGGUACGUGGGAUGAGGAGCCGCGCAUGAAGGAACUCACAUUAGCGUGGAACAUGGUAGCACUUACUGAAGGCAGUGAGUACUGGCAGGGGCCAGACCACCUUGCUCAGUCUCUGCUCGGUAUCUGGUUCGCGGCAGCGCACCAGCCAUGGAUGAACCUAGACUUCAUCAUGCUUCAGCUUAGCGUCCGCCCAGAUAUCCAAGACGCUCUGAGGGAAGAGAUUGGUGACCAAGAAUCCCUGAAUUACGAGCGACUGCAGAGCCUUCCGCUGCUGGAUAGCUUCAUCAAGGAGACCGUGCGGUUGCAUCCUCUCGAUACUAUGGCUGUCCGAAGAAAGGCUCUGAAGGAUUACACCUUUUCGGGCGGCACACCCUUCUGCCCAUCCGGUUCCACGGUCUGCGUGUCCUCGUACGACAUGAUGCACAACGAGAAGGACUACCCGCGUCCGAACGAUUUCCAACCAAGACGAUUCGUGGACACGGAUUCGCCAGUCCGGGGCACCAAGUUCACCGAGGUAUCCGAAAAGUUCCCGGUCUGGGGCUUCGGGUCGUUGGCGUGCCCGGGCCGAUUCCACGCUUCAAUAGUGCUCAAGCUCAUCAUCUCGCACUUCGUGAUGCGAUAUGACUUGAGCCUGGAGAACGAGAAGGAGAGGACGCUGUGGUCGUGGGAGACGUUCACCAUGCCGUAUGAGUCCACAAGGUUUAUUUUGAAGGAGCGGUCUUCCUGUUAGGCCUCGAAUUUCGGCGUUGCUCUGCAUUUCGGAGGGUCGUCGGUUGAGUUUGGUAGCCGCAUGUUGCCACGAAUUUGACGAUUGAACGAUGGCCGGGCGAUGGGGGGUUAUUUGCUUCGGAGUCAGUCGAUGAAUUUAUGCUUUUCCUGGGUAGGAUACGAUGGAUGGCGUAUCUGCGUGAGUUC